Messenger RNA from Halteromyces radiatus, 1239 nucleotides. RefSeq lists its product as uncharacterized. Gene Ontology annotation, molecular function: protein binding. The coding region runs from base 64 to 1038 and encodes 324 amino acids. Gene Ontology annotation, cellular component: cytosol. The transcript is spliced from 6 exons. Gene Ontology annotation, biological process: protein insertion into ER membrane. The record is from RefSeq and is a predicted model, not a curated record. NCBI's taxonomy places the organism in Eukaryota, Fungi, Mucoromycota, Mucoromycetes, Mucorales, Cunninghamellaceae.
UUUUUCUUUUCCUUUUUUUUAUUAUUCCUCUCUUCUUCUGUAUACACUUUUUUUUUUGUUACAAUGGCACAAAAAGGAACUGGUAAAACUCUUGAAAAGUUAAAGAGUUCUGUCAAUGAUGGAAAAUAUUAUGAAGCUCAUCAAAUGUAUCGAACUGUUGCAAGAAGAUAUAACAAGCAAGAAAAAUAUAGCCAAUCUAUCAAGUUACUUCAUGAUGGUGCUGUCUCUUUGAUGCAACAUAAGCAAAGUGCUUCUGGCUCUGAUUUGGCGAACUAUAUGAUGGAGACUUACAUGUUGGCUAACUUACCAGUGGACGAAAAAUCUUUGGAUCGUGUAAUUGAUAUUCUUGAGCUCUAUCCCUCUACUGAAGUUGGACGCAAAGCUUUUCUCUCGAAAACAUUCAGUUGGACACAAAAGAAUGGUGAUUAUUCGGAAGGUGACCCUGAACUACAUGAUUAUGUUGGCACUAUGUUUUAUCAAGAGGGUCAAUAUUCUUUGGCUGAAGAACAUUUAUUAGUUGGAACUGAUCAUAGUGCUGAAUUAUUGGGAGAAUUGUCAUAUACCUGGGCUCAACAAGAUGCCAAUAAUGGAAAUGGCAUUUAUCUUGCUCGUGUUGUACUUCAGUAUCUCGCCAUGAAAAGUAUUCGCCAUGCCACGAUGACAUUCAAUAGCUUUAUUAAGGCUGCCAAUUUAUCUACGUCUCAAGCUGACUUCCGAUACUCUCCUGCUGGUGAAACUGUCAAGGUACCAACAUUUGAUGAUUCCUGGUUAAACUUUACACAACUAGUAUUAUUGACGGUGCAACGUGAUGGUUCAGCCUUAUUCACGCAAUUGAAAUCAACUUAUGGGCCUAUGUAUCAUCAACAAAAAGGUUUUGAUGAUUUGAUCGAUGAUAUUGGUGCGGCCUUCUUCAACAUUCAGAAACCACGAAAACAAGGCAACAUUAUGCAAGAUUUGAUGAAUAGUUUAUUUACUGGUGGCCCUUCCACCAAUGCUUCUCGACAAGUAACUGGUUCUCCUUCCUUGGGUUUGGAUUGAAAAAGAGGAUACAUACCUUUCCCCCCUUUUUUUUUAUCCCUUUCAUUCUUCCAUAUCUAUAUUUGAUCAUUUAGUUUUAGCUUUUGUCACCUUUUUAUUAUUAUUACCUACUUUAUUUUGUUUGACCCAUAUAUGUGCUGCGUGUGUGUAAUUUUAUUGAUUUCUUUAUCGUUAUAAUAAAACAAUGAUCCUUUUUUUUUU